AUAAGGCGCAUGGGCGGCGAAAACGAUGCAGGUCCAUGGUUUGAUUUCUCGGAUGAUUACUUUGCCGGUUUGCAUGAUGGAACUCUCCCCCCAGACGUGGCAACCAGCAAUGAAGUAGAAAAGGCCGCUGUUUCAAUUACUUCUCAUGAAGAACUCAAUGCCACACUAGCCAUCCUCUAUACGUCGUACUGCCAGCGCCUUAAAGUAGACAAGAUAUGGCGACGGCAGUUCUUGGUCUUAUUUCUGAGCGCGCUUUACUGGCCAAUGUACACGCGAACGAAGCAUUGGAAUCCUCCGAUGACGUCAAACUUCUUCAAAGUCGUACUCGCCAAGUCCAUUGCGCUGAGUGACCUCGGCAAUUCAAAUCCAAGGAUUUCACGAUUUGUCAAGAGGGCAACACAAUGUGGAUUUCAGGGGAUAAUCGAAGAAGGCUUGCCACGAUUGACGGAGGUGACGGACUACGAGAGUUUCAGUUCGUUCGUAAGGAAAGAGAAGCAGGAGGAUCAUCAUUUGGCAGUAAUGCUAAGGUUUAUCCCAGAUUUGAAGUGGAGUUUAGAUGAAAGCUCCACGACAAUUGGUUAUGUAUACCACCAAGUCUCCGAGCUGCACGUCCUAUAUUCGUAUUCAAACGUUCUGACAACUCCGUCUUGGAUUAGCAUGUGGGAACGGAGUUUCAGACACGAGCAGCGAGCAGCCACGACAGCCGUCAUGCUUCUUGGCUUGAGCAACACGCAAGUCACAGACAGGCCCAUGGGAGGCAUCUUGAUUCUUAAGCUGAGCCGUCUAGUCGUUGAGGAUCUGCUUAUACUGCUGAGGAAUAAGAGGGAAGAUGAUCCGUCUUUGCAGGAGCAACUUGACAAGUUUGAAGUGGCUUUGAAGCGUUCCAUUUUGGAGAGUGUUCGGCAAGUGCUUCUUCGCAUGGCGCUUCUUGUGGAAUCUAAUUGGCUGUGCUCGCAACAAAUUCUGCAAGCUCGAUUUCCCGAUGUUUUGGUGACCGCUUACAGGGCGAGAGGCAGCGGGGGCCCAACAGCGGCUGUUGAACGGGGAGAAUUCGGAAGUGAGAUUUCAGAGGGUUUCGUGACGGUUUUAAAUCAGAAUCUGAAUGAAAAUGAGAUGUAUGUACAGUUGAGUGUAGCGGAUCCGAUUAAUGCACAGCAGAAGGGAGACACAACGUUUAUUUCGGCCCUGAAAGCCGCUAGCAUGUUCAAGCAGAGACUUGAAGAUGAUCCUUCUCUUCCUGGCGUAGGCCUGGCAGAAGUAGUGUACUCUACAUUCAACGAUCUUCAGUAUGCAGAAAUAGCAGUCGGUGGCAACUCACGAUAUGACCCAGAUCUUCACUUGUUGUUGCAAGUGCCGUCUGAUCUCUUCAAGGAUAGUGCAUCGUUUCAUGAACUUUUCAUGGGGGCCAUCUUAGUACAGCCACUGACGUACGCAACCCCUCGUCACGUGAGGAUGGAUAGAGUUCAUGUUAUGGGAUAUGCCAUGAAGGCAGGAUCGGCAAGACCUAUUCGGAUGGGCAAAUUUGGUAGUGGGCUAGCAUACAGUGAGCAGCCCCUGAUUGAUCAGCUCAUCCAGAGGCACGGGUUCGUAGUGCAUGUGCUCGUGAACGGUCUAAGGAAUGACAUCAGUAGGAAGGAAUCGGAAGCUACUGCAGAGGAGAUCUAUAAGCGCUUUAAGAGCAGAACACGAGGAACGUUUAAUGUAAUCUUUCUUGAGCCCGUCAAGCUUCCUGAAACUCGGAUAUCUGGCGACUUCUCUCAUCGCCAGGAAGGGUAUCCUGGAUGGGUGAUUGGUGUCGCUGUUGGAUCUGUAACCAUUUUUUUCCUGGGAUUGCUGGGGUGUCUAGUAUUGAGGAAACACGUCAGCAUGCCGUGGUGGAUCGAUUGCUUGUGCAGUCCGUCUCCUCCGUCUUUUCAGUCCAAGCAGGGAGUUGCUGAGGAAGGCGAUGUCAGUCGCUCUUCUUCCUUUCGCCCAUCCAUCGGAACCGGAGAAAGUCCAUUUUUUGAAUCGGACGAUGCCAAGCCAAGCAAGAGGAUGGGCUUACCUGUCAGGGGGGCAGCUGCUGAUGUGAAUAUCGGCUGGGAGUCAGGGACCCUAUCGACUCUUGAGAUGGCGAAAACUCGAAGAAUGGAAUCGAAACGACAGGGGAAGGUGGCGGUAAAGGCGAUGCAAAAUGCUAUCCCGGAGCUCAUAUCCGAGGCCAAAAUACCGAAUAGAGCAGAUAUAAGCAGAUAUAGGGCUGAAUUGCCAGCACAAAGAAAAUGGAAGAGAGACUGUAACCGAACAAAAGAGGUCGAAUUAUCUUGUGCUAUGAUUUUGUAG
Messenger RNA from Cyclospora cayetanensis, 2322 nucleotides. RefSeq lists its product as uncharacterized. Lineage: Eukaryota; Apicomplexa; Conoidasida; Eucoccidiorida; Eimeriidae. The transcript is spliced from 7 exons. Bases 10 to 2322 code for a protein of 770 amino acids. The record is from RefSeq and is a predicted model, not a curated record.